AUGGGUGAAAAUAUGAACGAUCAACUAUAUAUUCCUCAAAUUGCAAACGAUCGAAAGCCAGAGAUUGGAAUGAAAUUUACGUCAAUAGAUGAUGCGUUUGAAUUCUACAAUCAAUAUGCACGUGAAGCUGGAUUUAGUGCAAGAAUAAGCAAUAGCAAAAGGAAUAAGAUAACAAAAGAAGUUGUUUGGAAACAAUUUGUUUGUUUUAAGGCUGGCCAAACUGAUGAAGCCCGUUCCAAAAACCGACCAUCCAGUGGUUGUCCGACUACGAUAAGAGCUCGUGGUGAAGUUAGAACUGAUUGUAAGGCAAAGAUUUCAAUUGUUAGGCAACAAAAUGGACCUGGCUGGUGUGUUAGUGUCUUCACUGAGGGUCAUAAUCAUGGACUUUCUACUCCUUCAAAGGUGCAUUUACUCCGAUCACAUCGUAGUGUUUCUGCCGCAAAGAAAGUGUUGACUCAACAUCUUUCAGAAGCUAACAUACCAACUUGUCAGCAAAUGCAACUAUUGGAAAUAGAGAGCGGUGGGCUUGAAAGUGUAGGUUGCACUGAAAGAGAUAUUAGAAAUUUUGAGAAAAAAUUAAGGGAUGAACAAAAGGGGAUUGAUGCUGAAACUCUGAUAGAAUUCUUUACAUCUGAGAAAGAGAAGAAUUCAGCAUUUUUCUUUGACUAUGAGACGUAUUCAGAUUCAGAUAAUACGUUCAAAAGAUGUUUUUGGGCGGAUUAUAAAUCAAGAAGGGCUUAUAGUGUAUUUGGUGAUGUCGUAGUAUUCGAUUCAACUUAUAACACUAACAAGUUUAUGGAAGCUAUGCCAACAGGUGCACCAAAAUCAAUUAUUACUGAUCAAGAUCCUGCUAUGACGAAAGCACUUGCACAAGUUUUGCCUGAAACAGUGCACCGUUAUUGUUUGUGGCAUAUAUUGAACAAAUUUCCUGAGAAGAUUUCCCCAGUGACUUUUCGAGAUCACUAUCGGAGCAUAAAGAAUGUUAUAAAAAAUUCUACAUCUCCAGAGGAAUUUGAGCAUGACUGGAAAGAUGUUAUUAGAUGUGCUAACUUGGAGGAAAAUAGUUGGAUAGUGUUGAUGUAUGAGUUAAGGCAUAAGUGGGUUCCGACAUAUUUCAGUAACGUAUUUUUUGCUGGGAUGUCGAGUAGUCAAAAAUCCGAGAGUUCACAUUCAUUUUUUAAAAAGUAUGUCUCCCAUAAAAACUCAUUGAUGCCAAAGGCAUAA
Messenger RNA from Salvia hispanica, 1224 nucleotides. NCBI's taxonomy places the organism in Eukaryota, Viridiplantae, Streptophyta, Magnoliopsida, Lamiales, Lamiaceae. The record is from RefSeq and is a predicted model, not a curated record.